Vairimorpha ceranae is the source of this 525-nucleotide messenger RNA. RefSeq names its product dna replication complex gins protein psf2. The record is from RefSeq and is a predicted model, not a curated record. The coding region runs from base 1 to 525 and encodes 174 amino acids. The transcript has a single exon. Gene Ontology annotation, cellular component: nucleus; GINS complex. Lineage: Eukaryota; Fungi; Microsporidia; Nosematidae. Gene Ontology annotation, biological process: double-strand break repair via break-induced replication; DNA replication.
AUGCUGACACCCCAGGAAUUAAAAUUUAUCACAUUAGAAGAAUUAAUAGAAAUCGAACCCUGUUCAAAUAUCAAUACAUUAUCACUGAUACAUAAUACAUACACAAAUAUAAAGCCUCUCUCAAUUAUUAAGAUACCAUUGUACAUAGCAUUAGAACUUAAAAAAGGGAAUUUGGCUUACUUAAGAAUACCAGCUUGUUACACUUACCAGUAUUUAAAUAACUUGAUAGAUGAAGAGAUAAAUAAUCAGCAUGAGUAUAUUUCAAUACCUAAGAAUAUAUUUUGUACCGGUAAACUUGUGAUAAGAGAAAGUUAUAAUAGUGAACGGAAAGAGGAGUGCAUUGGAUUAAUUGACAAAUUAAAAGAAAUAAGAUUUAAGAAGACACUGACAGGUCUUAGUAAAAUGGAGGGUAGAGCACUAACACUUAAUAAUCUAACUAUGUUUGAAUGGUAUGAAAUACGUGAAAUAUUAAUUAAGCCCAUGGAAGAAAGAAGGAAGAUUAUUGAGAAAUAUUCUAAAGUGUAA